This is a messenger RNA of Myripristis murdjan (pinecone soldierfish), 5322 nucleotides long. RefSeq names its product par-3 family cell polarity regulator beta a (gene pard3ba). Gene Ontology annotation, biological process: cell adhesion; intracellular protein localization; establishment or maintenance of epithelial cell apical/basal polarity. Gene Ontology annotation, molecular function: phosphatidylinositol binding; protein binding. The record is from RefSeq and is a predicted model, not a curated record. Lineage: Eukaryota; Metazoa; Chordata; Actinopteri; Holocentriformes; Holocentridae. The coding region runs from base 385 to 4227 and encodes 1280 amino acids. Gene Ontology annotation, cellular component: cell cortex; adherens junction; apical plasma membrane. The transcript has 24 exons.
UCCUGCACAGACGACUUCCGGGUUUCUCGCUGUGUUGUGUUUGGGUGCCGCCGCGGACUCUUCAGCAUGACACAAAGUUACUCUCUGCCGUCCUACUUCAUUGUUUUCCUCCCAAAUAUUGCUCGGCUUCGUUGACAGGAUGUAUCCGGCGGUUCGUGACGACACUUUAAGUCGCUGAGAAAGUCGGAGGAGUGCCCUCACCGUGAUUUCAUCCGGACCUGAGACACCUGUUGCUCCAGUUUCGACAGGUGCCUUUCCUCCCCUUUUUUUAAAAAGCAGGGAGCAGCCGGCCGGGGCCGAACGACGCACAACGCCCGGACUAUUUCCUCCAUUCUUUUUGUUUGUUUGUUUACUUUGGAAAAAUAUUUGAAUUUGGUAGACACCAUGAAAGUGACGGUAACUUUCGGCGACACCGCGGUGGUGGUCCCCUGUAAGCCCGGAUGGACGGUGCGGGAUUUGAUCGAGCAAGCCACACGCAGAUACCGCAAGGUUUUGGAGCAGCGUGGCGACUAUGCAGUGAGUACCCACCAUGUGGAGUACUAUGAGGGAGGGAUCCUGGACAUGGAUGACCUGCUUGCUGACCUGGUGGAGGACAGAGACAAGCUGGUGGCGGUGUUUGAGGAAAUCCCACGCGGGAGGACGGAGAGUCCGGGAAGCAGCAUCUCCAACGGCCGCUCAAGCCCCGCCCCCAGCCGGGAGGCCAUCCAGUACUUUCCCCACCUGUCGCCCCAGCAGCCAAUCAGAGGCGAGAUCGAGGUCAACGAGGCCGUGCUCAGAGCCAAUAACCCUUUGUUGGUGAGGAGCAGCAGUGACUCAGCCUUGGCUCCGCCCGUGGAAAUGACAGCCACGCCCUCGACCUCACCUGACGACCACGGCAACCACCCCUCUGAAACGGAUGUCAACCAUAUUCUGAAGGGAGCUUUGGACCGACUCCAGCACAACAACGACAACCCGCCUGCCAAGAUGAGCCAGGUUAACUACAGCACCCUGACCAAAACAGUGGAGCUGUCAGGUGACCAGGAACCCCUGGGUAUCCACGUCGUCCCCUACUGCUCCUCUCUCAGCGGCCGGACCCUGGGCCUGCACAUUAAGGGCAUCGAAGAGAACAGCCGCUCCAGGAGAAACAACAUUUUCCAGGAGGACGAGUGUAUCGUCCAGAUCAACGACACCCUGCUUCAGGACAAGACGUUUGCACACUCACAGGAGUUGUUCCGCCAGGCCAUGGCCUCCUCUGUGGUGCGUCUGCAGGUCCUCCCCGUCUCCAACAGGCAGCGAUACGAGAAGAGCCUGAUCGGUCAGCUGUUCACCGCCGAGGGCCACAACCCCUCCCCCAAAGCCAAGAGCCCGAUGGUAGUCCGCACCAAAGCUGACGCCAAACUUGAAUCCAAACCAGAACCCAGAGCGGACGCCAAAGUGGAGGCGAGGAGGCCGGACGUGCGCGCCAAGACCCCCGACCCUCCGGCUUCGGUCAACCCUCCGGCGGAGCUCCAGUCUGGGCCAGCUGCCACAGAGAGAGUCUCCCCCACACCUGCAGGCGGGGCGGGGCCGUCCUCCCCAACUCUGGCCAGGAAGAGCCCCGCCCCACCCGGCCUGGCCAGCCUCACCAGCAGGAAGGGGGGCAAAAGGAUUAAAAUUGACCUCAAGAAAGGCCCCGAGGGUCUGGGCUUCACCGUGGUAACCAGGGACUCGUCGGUCCACGGGCCCGGGCCGAUCCUGGUGAAGAACAUCCUGCAGCGCGGUGCCGCCGUCAAAGAUGGUCGCCUGCAGCCCGGAGACCGCAUCCUCGAGGUGAACGGAGUGGACAUGACAGGCCGUAGCCAGGAGGAACUGGUGGCCAUGCUGCGCAGCACCAAGCAGGGGGAGAGUGUGUGUGUCGUGGUGGCACGGCAGGAGGACAUCUUCCUGCCCCGGGAACUGAAAGGGGAGGACGCUGGCGGUCUGGUGAUGGAGGACGGCAGGGAACAGCUGAUGUACGAGAUCCCGCUCAACGACACGGGGUCGGCCGGCCUGGGCGUCAGCCUGAAGGGCAACAAGUCCAGGGAGACCGGGGAGGACCUGGGCAUCUUCAUCAAGUCCAUCAUCCACGGAGGAGCUGCAUAUAAGGAUGGACGGUUGCGCGUCAACGACCAGCUGAUCGCGGUGAACGGCGCCUCGCUGCUCGGCCGCUCCAACCACGCCGCCAUGGAGACGCUGAGACGUUCCAUGUCGUCAGAGGGCAACGCCAGGGGCACCAUCCAGCUGGUGCUGCUACGAGCAGCUGCACAGAUGGGCUACCACUCUGGACCGAGCAGCAGCAUCAGCCAUCAACCCAACGUCCAACCGGGCGCCGGCAACCAGGAGCUCCAGGAGCCUGGGGGUGCCAACGGGCCCUCAGCGUACCAGGGGCCCCACGGACCCUCGGGACCCCUCAGGCCCACAGCGGCGGAGCUCAACAUGAACGGUUUAAGUCAAACAGUCAUGACCAACAGCUACGCGUACAGCAACUCUGCAAACGCUGCGUAUCCCGCGGCGACCGACGGCGGCAGUCACGGUCACUACGGUGACGUCUUCGAGGAGGAGCUGGAGGAAGACUUCCCCCCGCCGCCCUCCCCCGGCGCCGUGGAGGAAAUGAACAGAGACCGACCCCUAACACCCCCGUCACAUAGUGAGUUCCACAAGGCGCCCCACUUGGCCUCAGCGUUCUACACGGACAACACGCCUCGCAACAGGACGUCCAAGAGCAUGGAUCUGGUGGCUGAUGAGAGCAAUGUGGCAUCGCUGGUGGGGCAGAAGCCAGAGCCUUCAUCUGGGGGAGUGCUGGGCCCGACCCUGGGUCUCUGGAAGUCCAGCUCCCUGGAGAGCCUCCAGACGGCCGUGUCGGAGGCCAGGCAGAGUCAGAUGCAAGCCCAGGUGCCCUUCCACCGCCCACGGCCGCACAUGGUCCGCGGCCGAGGGUGCAACCAGAGUUUCCGCCUCGCCAUCGAUAAAUCCUACGACGGACCUUCUGAAGAUGAUGACGACCUAUCAGAGCAGAGCUCUGGUCGUGACACACCGGCCAGCGGCUCCUCUCGUCAGGGCCUGGACACUGAUGACGGAAAGAAGAAGAAGAAGGGCAAACCAAAGAAGAAAGAGAAGAAAGGCAAAGGGAAGAAGAAAACGGAAGAUUCCUCAGAGGAUUUAGAGAAGAAGACGAAGAGGAAAGGAUUCGGUCUUUUAAGGUUUGGUAAGAAGAAAGAAGACAAGAGCAAAGAGGCUGUCAAAGCAGCCAAAAACAAACUGGAGGCCCUGAGCGAGGAGGAGCUGGACAAGAUCCCUGACAACAGAGCCGGGUCAGAUCCUCGCUAUGCGGAGGUCCACUCCGGCCGCCCGACCCCUGACCCGGCCUCCCUCCCUGACGUGGAGGACGACGACAGCGACCCCAACUACGCCCGCAUCAACACCUUCCGCCCGUCGCCCUCCCCCCAGCUGCACCUCAGCCGCACUCCGUCCCCGGGAGCGCCGGUGGCCGCCGCCAACCCUCCCCAGCCCUCGGCCGAGGACCUGGAAGGGCUCUACGCCAAGGUCAACAAGCACCGAGCUCCACCCGCCGCCCAGAACCAAACACAGGCAGACAGUGAUCAGCGUCUGCAGGUGCUGCGUAGGGAGUACCAGCAGGCCAGAGCCGCUCCGGCCUACGAGGAGCUCGACGCAGCACGACGCCGCUUCCUGGAGUACGACCCGCACCGGCUGGCACCCAGAGGAGCCGACACCCCCCGCCCCGCACACCGCUACGAGGAGGUGGACAGACAGUACCCAACACACCCCAGGCGGGACCCGUAUGAUUACCCCACCCACUCCCGACCCAUGCCGAGAGACCCCUCCCCCUACCAGCCGCCCACUGACGCCCCCGCGCCCGGCCGCCAGUCCCAGCAGCAGGCGCCCAAAGACGCCCGCUACUACCCGCCGUCCCCGCGCACCGGCCAGCAACACCGGGCGCCGCUGAGGCAGGACGUCCCGCCGUCCCCGACUCAAACCCGCAGGGGGCGCCACCACUACGACACGGCGGGACGACAGGGACACGGGAACCGGCAGGCGAGCCCCGGGCGCUACGUCAGCCCCGAGAGGUACGAGGUGGUCCCGGGACGCUACGUCAGCCCCGAGAGGUACCGGGUGGGCCGGGAGCACUACACCAGCCCCGAGCGGUACGGAUACGGGGAGCGGAGGCAGCCCGACCCGAGGCAGAAGAACCCGGUGAUCGGGGCAGUGUGAGAGGUCGCCUAGCAACGCACACCAGCCCCGUCCCCAUUAAGGACGGGUCAGAGAGAGAGAGGGGGAUUUCGGUGAUUCGUACGCCGGCCUGAGCAUAAAUACCCACCGAACUAAACACAAAAUCAGCUUGACGCCGCGUAGCUGUCCUGUGAAAACGCUUUUUAGGAUUUUCAGCCUGGCCGCCGCGGAGUUUUAGAAUUUAAUCUCCUUCAGUUUGAGUUGAAACAGGAAAAUGGCCAAGAUUUGGAGAGGUGAGGUUUGUGUGGGACACCAGAGCUCAUCUAAAGACCCGUCUCUCAGGCGUUAGGGAUUCGUGUAAAUACACACAUAUCGACCACUGUGAGUGUUGAUAUUUGCAUGUAUGUCCGUGUACAUAGCGAUUUGAUUUUACAUUGAUGUUGGUUUUAUACUGUAGGGUUGAGAUUAUUAUUAUUAUCUGUACACACAGACCAAGCUUAGUGACUCUGUGCCGUAAAGGUAAUGCUGACUUGCGUUUUGCACGAGCUGAUCAAACGGGGCGGGGGGGGGGAGUAAGGAGGGAUCACCUUGACCGGCCAGACACCGAAGGGACACACACACACACACACAGGAAGUGGACCGCGGACAAACAGGAAAAGGAAGUAGCCGCACUUCAAAGUGUCUUCUCGCGCUUGAUGUUUUGUCGCUCGCACUUCCCCCACAUCCUGCUCAUCAGACUUGGCUGUCUUUUUUUUUUUUUUUUUUUUUUUUUUUUUUUUUAUGUGUGUGUAUUUUGCCUUUUUUUUUUUUUUUUUUUUUUUUAAUUAUUUGAAUGUGUAUGUGGCUAACAUUAUCACACGAAUGCAUUCCAAAUAUGAGUUUAUUUGUACAAGUGAUAUUUUUGUGCUUCUUCUAAUAAAACGUCUGUAUAUAUAUAUCAUAACCCGAGGUGUGCUGCGUGCUGACUCCACACACACGUUGCUCUUGAUGAGGAGCCAGAGGUCUCCUUCUUGAACAUAUCAUUACUGAAAGUCAUUACGGUGUGCGCGCGAGCGUGAACGAAUCAGCACUGACAAACUUGCUAAAUGAUUUGACAAUGGUGUAAUUAAAACACGCUGUGGAAUAAAAGCUUGAUUU